Messenger RNA from Solanum verrucosum, 2017 nucleotides. Its product is annotated as E3 ubiquitin protein ligase DRIP2-like. The record is from RefSeq and is a predicted model, not a curated record. Lineage: Eukaryota; Viridiplantae; Streptophyta; Magnoliopsida; Solanales; Solanaceae. The transcript is spliced from 7 exons. Gene Ontology annotation, molecular function: ubiquitin-protein transferase activity. Bases 223 to 1479 code for a protein of 418 amino acids.
ACCAAAUUCAUCGCCGACCCACUUUCCCUUUCCCCAAAUCAACCCGACCCAUUUGCUCAAUUUCAAAUUUAUACGACCCGUUUUGGAUAAUUCCGGGUUCUUUACUUGUGUUUUCGGGUCGAAUUCAGAAAUGUGGGUGAUCUUUAGAGACCCGAAUGUGUUGAAUUGCUUUUGUAGCAUGCAACGUUAAGGUAGAAUUCAGUUUUUGAUUGAGAAGAAAAUAUGAAGAAUCAAUUGGUGAAGAGAGAGUCGAUUGUGGCAUGCAUGAGUUGCCCUCUUUGUCACAAACUAUUCAGAGAUGCUACUACUAUUUCUGAAUGUCUUCAUACAUUUUGCAGGAAAUGCAUCUAUAAGAAGCUCUCGGAUGAAGAUUUGGAAUGCUGUCCAGUAUGCAAUAUCGACUUAGGCUGUGUGCCAUUAGAGAAAUUGAGGCCCGAUCAUAAGCUAGAAGAUGUAAGAGCAAAGAUAUUCCCUUAUAAGAGGCGAAAAGUGAAGGCGCCUGAAAUUGUGCCUUCAGUUACAUUGCCAGUUAGAAGGAAAGAGAGAUCACUUUCAUCAUUGGGCGUCAACACUCCCAGAGUAUCUACACAUACUGGAAUGACAGGAAGAAGAUCAAAAUCAGUGGCAAGAAAAGCAUUACGCAGCUCUACCUUUUCCACUGAGAAAGCUAUCAAGAAUGAGGAAGAUUCUGGAGAAGAGCCAGAUAGCUCUAGCUCACCAGACACUUUCACAAAGUCUUCUCAGAGUAAAAGGCAGAAUUAUUCCAAUGCCGAGCCUUCUAGCCAUCCCACAUCGGACAAAGGAACUGACAAUGGCACUGAACAACAAGAAGGCAAAGUUGAUUUGUGGAAACCUUUGGAUUGUUUGGUGGAAGUAGCAAACAAGAACAAAUGUUCAAGGUUUACUUCACAGGGUUCUGUUUGUAAAACAGAAAGUUUGCAUUGCCAUGACAAAGAACAUGGACAGAAAUUGAAGGUCCAAGGUGACAAAUACAGCUGUGUUCCUGUUCCUGCAGAAUCAGAAAAAACUAAAAAGUUGCGAAGAAUUCGCCGAAAAAAGGCAUCAACUUUUGGAGAAUUUAGUAUAUCACCACAAGCUGUGCUGGAUUCAAUCAGUGUCAAAUGUGAAAGGAGGACUAAUCCAAUUUGGUUCUCAUUAGUUGCCUCUGAAGACCAGGACGGAAGUGCACCUUUGCCCCAGAUUUCUGCAGGUUACUUGAGGAUAAAGGAUGGCAAUAUUCCAGUUUUGUUCAUCCAAAAGUACUUGAUGAAGAAGUUGAAUCUUUCUAGCGAAGAUGAGGUUGAGAUUAGAUAUAUGGGACAGUUGAUAGUCCCCACUCUACAACUGAAUAGUUUAGUUGAUAUGUGGCUUCAAUCUACCACAUCCGAAAGAGUUCCAGCAAUAGUUGGUUCAUCAGCUAACGAUUUCGUGAUGGUGUUGGCUUAUGCUCGCAAGGUUCCAAGCCUUAUGUCUUCUUGAACUGUUCUUUUUUGCCCCCACAUACUUGAUAAUCUGUACAACCCCAGUGCAUAAGUUGAAGUAGCAGCCCGGAACUGCUUAGUUAGCAAGUCUCGUAUUAGGAAAUGUGGUGAGCAAUUAGACGUGCAGGUUAUUUUACAGCAGCUGGCGCUGCUACUGUUACAAAUCAGAAGUAAAUUAGCAACGAGACCAUAAAGGAGAAGAGCUUAGCACUUGUGGCACUCGCGAGAUACGAUGCUUUCAAGUUGAAAUGGUGUUUCUCUAAUCUGUUGUAAGUUUGAAACACUGCACUGUACUAUUGUAGAUUGUGAAUUAGGAUUAUGCUUUCAUAUUCUUGUCUGUUUUUAGUAACAAACACAAACUUUAGGGCAGUUUUUGUGUGUUCAACUGCACCCUUCAUAAACUCUUCAACAGAUCCUUCUUUUUUCAGCGAGUAGAUCGUCUUUUCUUAAGGUUUUGUACUACUACUACUCAAGUGAUACGUGAAUUGCUCACUUUGAACUUGGCUCCGUUUGGGCAUGAUUGCUCUUUAACUUGA